Clarias gariepinus (North African catfish) is the source of this 461-nucleotide messenger RNA. RefSeq names its product protein PET117 homolog, mitochondrial (gene pet117). Gene Ontology annotation, biological process: mitochondrial respiratory chain complex IV assembly. The coding region runs from base 65 to 313 and encodes 82 amino acids. Gene Ontology annotation, cellular component: mitochondrion. The record is from RefSeq and is a predicted model, not a curated record. Lineage: Eukaryota; Metazoa; Chordata; Actinopteri; Siluriformes; Clariidae. The transcript is spliced from 3 exons.
GUUAUCAGCAGCAGCAGAAGAAGAAGAAGUCAGGCGCUGUCCUGCUCCGUAAUGUCCUUUAGCGAUGUCUACAGCCUCUAAAGUGGUGCUCGGGGUGUCCGUGGCGCUGACUGUGGGCACUGUGGCGGGAGUGCACAUAAAGCAGAACUGGGAAAGACAGAGGCUGCGAGAGGGAGUGGUGCGAGACCUGGAGCGUGUGCAGAGGAAGCUUGACAACCAGCGAGCGCUCGAGGAGCAGAUACACCUGACCAGAGAGCUCGUGGCACACCAGGAAGCUGCCGAGGCAGCCGGGAGCCGGCAGGGUUCACUCUGAGCAGGUGGUUUAAACGAUCAAUAAUGGAGGGGCUGGAGAAGCGUGGCAUGAUGGGACAGGACGAAGAGGCGAUGUGCAUGUCAGCCUCUGACGGCCUGGAGGAGGGCGAGGUGGAGGGCGAGACUCUGCUCAUCGUGGAAUCGGAGGA